Molecule: messenger RNA, 534 nt
Organism: Penicillium olsonii
Lineage: Eukaryota; Fungi; Ascomycota; Eurotiomycetes; Eurotiales; Aspergillaceae
Source: the annotation of a GenBank genome assembly
AUGUUUCUUCGCACCGUCUCUCGCGCUGUUCCUCGCAGCACCGCGGCCAUCCGUGCUGCCCCGGUCGCUCCUCUGAACGCCCUGCAGACCCGCGCUGCUUCGGACCAUGCCAUCUCCAACCCCACCCUCGCCAGCAUCGAGAAGCGCUGGGAGGGCAUGCCCCCUCAGGAGCAGGCCGAGCUCUGGAUGCAGCUCCGCGACCGCAUGAAGGUUGACUGGCACCAGAUGACCCUCCAGGAGAAGAAGGCCGCCUACUACAUUGCCUUCGGUGCCCACGGUCCCCGUGCUCAGACCCCCAAGGGUGAGGGUCUCCGCGUCCUCGGCAAGGUCGCCCAGCUCACCACUGCCGCCGUCGCCCUUUUCUUCACCAUUCACUACUUCGCCGGCCCCAAGCCCGGUACCAUGUCCAAGGAAUGGCAGGAGGCCUCCAACGAGUACGCUCUGAAGGAGAACAUGAACCCCAUCCACGGUAUCAGCAAGCCUGGUUACGAAGGCAAGGGCUUCGUUCAGAGCCCCCCUGCCGAGAAGUCAUAG